AUUUUGCUCUACUUAUUUCCUUUUACUAGAUCAAUUGUUUGUGUACUACCUCAAGUCUACAAACCCUAGUUACUAUCUUUGGAAUGGUAACCUGUUGUGAGUUCCAUUUUGUAAAUGUGUUGUUAAAAUUCCAAUUGAAUUGUUUAAAUUUAAAAAAAGAAAUGAAUCACAGCAGACCUGAGGGAGGCCUCCUCUCUUGAGCAGCAGGAAGAACUUGCUGAGAAAAGGGAGGUCAUCCUGUUACAGCUAGAUGUUGGGUACAGAGUCUGUUGCCUAUGAAGAGGGCCUCCUUUCACAUUAUGUCUCAAACUGUUGAUGUGAACAUGGAGCCUCUGAAAUGGCCAAUAGCUCCAGAUGGCUACAUCCCCAACUCUGUCAUCCGAAACUGGAGGAAGAAGAGAAAGGAUCUUAACAAGGUGGACUGUUGGGAGGAAAUCUUUUAUAGUUCUCAUCAGGUGAAUCAACCCACAGCAAAGAAUGAGGAGCAAGUGAGCACAAGAGUUUUAUGGAUCACACAAGAUGAGGAGGAAGAAGAAGAAAAGACAGAUGAUGUGAAAUGGAGAAUGGAAGAAGAGGAAGAUGAGAAAAAUGAGAAAGCCAAGAAGGAAAAAACAAAGGUGCAGGAAAAAGAAAGGGUGGAAGAGAAGAAAGCAAAGGAAGUACACAAGAUGGAAAGAUAUGUCCUUCUGACCCAGAUGAACACUAACACUACUCUGCGGAAUCAGCUGAAAACAUCUGAUGACGGACAGACGGAUGUGAAGCCUCAAAGGCAAGAAGUCGGCUCAACAGUUAUUACAAGAAAGACUGUGAACGUCCUACCAACCAUCUGUCCUGAAAAUGGACCUAAACAACACAGUGAGCAAACGGAACACACAAAGCUUCAUGAAACCAUCAAACCUCACGUCCAGCUGGGAACAGAAAGAGACUCUCUGUCCGAUAAACAAAGAACAUCCAGAUUAAUUCCUAAAGAGUGGCCGGAGCCUCCAUUGGAAAGUACUGUGGUGUCUGUAGAUGUUGUCCUCCCAAAGCAAGAACCCAGAACCUCGUACAUACCACCGAUAGAGGUCGAAAACGUGACUCCUUAUCCCAUGAAGGUUCCUCCUUCAACCCCAGAAGAUCCUCGACCCCAACUAGACCGUGGACCUCCUGAAUGCUCGCCAAGAAAGCGAGAGAUACAGAGAGGCAAAGGGUUCCUCCUUUCUUCGACCAAAUAUAACAACAUUAGAGACCAACUACAGGUAACCAUGGAUAAAAAAGUCUUGGAGCUCUUUAAAAAAUUGAAACUUGCCACCAAGAACUCAUCACGCCUUGGAAAGCGCUCCAACAUUGCUGAGCACCCAGCUACUUCUAAGGCUACGCAGGCCCGCAAAGGCUUCUGUCCUCCGGAUUCUAAGGCUACACACACUCUGCUAGACUUCUGUUCUCCAUGGGCAGCACAGUUGGCUGCUGGAGAGCAUCCAGUCAAGUCUUCCAAUGCCAGGCAACUUGCGGCAACCGUCCCAACAACAGGACAUCAGAGAGUGGUGCAAAAGAUCCAGAUGAAAGACGGUCUAGAACCAGCAUCCUUUCACUUCCACCAUGUGAUCCCAAUGGCCUCCCAGCAGAGCUUCUUUACUUUGAAUCCUUAUGGGACGACCCAGUAUGGAAGGCUUCAGUUUUAUUGGAUAAGGAGACACGAUGCGGGCAACCUGCUGAGUGUCUGCAGAUAGACCAACAACUCUGCUCAUAUAGCAUGCUUGGUUCUCUCUUUAUAGAUUGACUAAGAAACUGGCCAGCUCAUGAAUUAUUUCAUAAUGAGGUAUUUGGCUAAACAAUAAAAUCAUCUGUUGCAUUUAUACAAUAAUUUAGGUUCAAACUAUGGUAAUAGUGAUUGUUAGUUGGUUGGAUCAUUGCUUUGCCAUUUGAUUUAGACAUUCAUGUCCCCCCAAAUUAAUUCUAACAACUGUCUUAAUUGCCUGUUGAGUGUUAGUUCGUUGCAAGUAUGAAUUAAUACUUUGUGGUGUUAAUCAACUGCAACGAAUAUCUGAUCUGUCUGCUGAUAUAUGAUUAAUAACAAUACUAGGGAAAAAAAACAUGGACAGAUAUAACACAGCUUUAUUGACAUUUGUUUCAUUUGACACAAUGUUCACAUAGCUGGAAAACAAAAAACUCGUAAAUAUUUUGCAAUUAACAGAUUAUUGUUCUUGUAAUUGUGAAGUACUGUAAAUAAUUCUAAAUACAGAAACAUUGUAGGUUAAUUCAGAAAUAAAGCUGAAAAAAUAUGGCUAACGUUGCCUCACAAGGUUUAAAUUAAGUGUAAUAUUCAAAUAAAGAACUAUAAAAUAAAAGGAAGUACAAUCUGGCAUCCCGCUAAUACAGCUGGUAAACUGAAGUAGAAUGAAGGAAGAUAAACAACAACAAGAUAAAUAUAUGCAGAAAUGAUACAUUUAAUGAGAUGGCACUUUGAUAGAAACUAAGGCAAGUCAUUAAGGUGAACGAGUUCGGAAAUCUGUUGCUUUUGGAAACACUCCAGUUUUUGAUAUGUUUUUGAUAUGUGAAGUACAGUACAUUUUACAUGAAACAGUACAGCAAAAACAAAUGUUCAUUUUGUUGUUAAUUUUAUAAAAACAAGCAUUUUGAAUAGCUGUUGAUGAACCAUACAGACGUGCAUUGCAUUCACAAAAGUAUUCUCAUAAUAAUAAUAACUUAGUUUCGUAAGGAAGAAAAUGAAAAUUAUGAGAAACCGCCUAAUAAUUACAAGAAAAAUGUACCGUAAGUAUGAGGUCCAUAUCUUAUAAUUAUGAGAUACAGAUUAUUAUUAUACCGAUAAUUACGAGAUAUGGAUGUUGUCAUUAGGAUACUAAGACAAAAAUUACAAAAUUAUGAAUAAUUUUCCAUGAUGACAAGAUCUUCAUCUCGUAAUUAGGAGAGCUAUGUUAUAAUUUUGAGAGGCAGAAUUAUGCAAUAAGGGGUUUCAUUUUUCUUUUGUUUAUUGAAUGAAACAGUGCUUUAUUAGAAAUACACUACAACAUACUAUCUGAAUGAAUGAGACCGUAACGGCCAGUCAGUCAGUGUAAUGAGUGUAGCAAGACAGCUGUAAAACACUGUUGGUGAUGGUUUAUGGAAAUAAUCUGUAUUUUUUUCAGUUAGGUUAACAACAUUAGUUUGCAUCUCUAGCAAAACGGUAAUUCAACCUAUAGCCAGUCCAUGAAAGCCAAUGAGUAGGUUUGCUGCUCUGCUCUUUUGAGCAGUUGAUUAUACUACUGUAUAUCCACAACUGGACAUCGCAUUUAAAAAUCACAAGCUCACAGUUGAUGCUUAACGCGUUGCUGCAAGCCAUUCUCUAGUGAUAACGCAUUACAGAUGCAAUAUCAGCAAAGCAUGAUCAGGAGCAAUUGUUGCUAUACAAAAGAAUAUCUGAGCUGAAAACUAAAAACAGAUGCCGGGACUGCUCCAGUGUUACACACGUCAUCUCCAGUCAUGCAGUGGGACUGCAUUUCAUAUUAGGUUCAGUACAAAGCAGCUGUACAGCUAAGCAUCACUAGCUGGGCAACAGGUGGGGGAAACAAAACAAAAAGCCUCCAGCUUUUUAUCAUGUGUAAUAAAUAUAUUCUCUAUCUGUAACAUAUUCUUAAAAGCAGUGAACCUCCUCAGUUGAAAAUGUUCCAUUCAACAUGAGCUGAAUGAAGAAGUGAAAUUACUUUUCCAGGAAGCCAAUAUGAUAAAACACCAUUCAAUCUGAGACCUACUGUACAGUACUGGUGGUCAGGGAGUAGCUCAAGAAAGAAAGUCAUAGCGAUUAUGAUUGGCAUUUCUUAACUCUUCACACGUCAACAAGGCCGACUUCACUGUAGUGUUAGCUGCUCUGAACUACAACAUGGGAACACAUGCUCUGAAACUCAUCUUUGGUUCCAUCAAAAGUCAGCGUUUUCAAAUAACAAUGCAGCUAAGAGCAGAAAGAAGAACUCUGGGUUAACUCCUCUUUUUAGCUGCAUGUGGGGAAAAUUAAUAAAGGCUGAUGAGGCUGGGUUGUGAGGGAAAUAUUUUGAAAAUGCUGAAUUUUAUUGGCAUUCCUUCUACUGAUACCGCUACUAUGCUGACAUGCUUU
Molecule: messenger RNA, 4087 nt
Organism: Etheostoma cragini (Arkansas darter)
Lineage: Eukaryota; Metazoa; Chordata; Actinopteri; Perciformes; Percidae
Exons: 5
Coding region: 276-1709 (477 amino acids)
Source: RefSeq, a predicted model, not a curated record